UAACAAAUCGCGUCUUCCCCAGAACAACAUGGCUGACAAUUCCCAGCUGUCAAAUUUUACACAGAUUAAAUUUGUUUAUAAUGACCUGUUAUGAUUGAUUUUGGUUAUGCUACUAUAUUGUUGCUGAUUCUUCUGAUUUAUCUUUAUCUCAAGAUCACAAAGAUGGCAAGGGCAGGGAGCCCUUUCUUCAAAAUAGGCUACUGUCUUUACACAAAGACACGGAUAGGCUACCUGUAUUACCGGCGAGAAUUGUCAAAAGCAAGAGAGAAGUUUAAUGGUGCACCACAUUCUAUAGUUGAGCCAACAGAAUAUGAUGGCUUGAAAAUCAUCCCAAUCCCAAUGAGUCUGGAUAACUAUGCUUACAUGAUCAAGGAGGAGGCCUCAGGAACUGUUGUACUCAUUGACCCCUCAGAUGCUGAUGCUGUACAGGCAGUUCUAGAUGCUCACAAGUGUCGACCCACGGCUAUACUAACAACUCAUAAACACUGGGAUCACAGCGGAGGGAAUAAAUAUUUUCGUCAGCACUAUCCAAGUGCUUGUAUCUAUGGCUGCAUAAUAGACGAAGUCCCUGAUACAACAAACUCGGUGACUGAUGGAGAAGAUCUGAUAAUCGGGCAAGGUCACAUGACUUUCAAGGUCUACUACACGCCUGGCCAUACUGUCGGCCACGUGGUUUAUUGCUUGAUUGGCAAUCACUAUGAUGCACCCGACUCUCUGUUCUCAGGAGACGCGCUCUUCCUUGGAGGAUGUGGUCGUAUGUUUGAAGGCAAUGCAGCUACCAUGCUCCGUUCUUUGGACAGAAUAGCUGGAUUGAAUGAAGACACUCUGCUCUGGCCGGGUCAUGAGUAUGCAAAGGACAACCUGGAGUUUGCUCUCUCCAUUGAACCCGAUAACGAGGAAGUUAAGGCAAAGUUAGAAUGGGUCAAGAAUCAGAGAAGUAAAAGAUUUGCGACUUGCCCUUCCGUCAUCGGUGAAGAAAGGUCUUACAACCCCUUCCUGAGAACGGACAAAGACAGCCUUCUCAACCAAGUCGGUAUGACGUCGGAGUUUGAAGCAGACCCUGAGGGGACCAGACCGAAAGUUUUAUUUGAACUUCGCACCAGGAAAGACAAGUUUAAGUACAAACUGUGAGUGGAGAGUUCACUGCUGUUUGUACAUGCAUUGCAUGGCAAAGCUUCGAUGUGGCCUCAUGAUCAUUGUGUUCAUUGGUAUAGUGUACUACCAUUGCAUAAUCUGUCAUGGCAUUGGAAACAAUGGACCAGAUACCAGGGCCAACUAAUGUUCAAUGUUAGGGUUUGGUAAUCGCAAACACAGAGUUGUUACAUGUACAAUGUAUGAUGUGUAUGUCAUGAAAUUUAGUGCAUGCAAAUGCUGACUGGUUAUACUAACUGCUGUUUAUUUAAGUUGACUCAUUUCAACCCAAGAGGGAUGAAUGUACUCUUUUGAAAUGAUCAUGCAACAUGUACAUGACGGUGCAAUCAAAGGGUUUGUUAUUAAAGUAAGUUGAUCUCAAAUGAGGAGCUGCUGGAUAUUGCUAAACGUGGGCUGGAAUGCCAUACCUUAUUUCAGCCCGGUAGCUUUGGGUGCAGGGAACAGUUUGCAAGUACAUGUAGACAUAUUCUUUUGCCAAAGCAUCUGAAUAAUAUAUGUAAAAUGAAAAAUUUAACGACAUGUAGUCUAAGAGUAUAUUUAUAACAAUAACAAGUCAGCUGUUACACUACCAGUGGUGUUCUAGUACUUUUUAAUGAAACAUCUAAAAAUGUACCUGUGUAAUGCAGUGUAUUGUUUGUACACUGUGUAAUGCAGUGUAUUGUUUGUACACUGUGUAAUGCAGUGUAUUGUUUGUACUCUGAAGUGAAAUGAGGCUUGGAUUUUUACCAAAUUACACUCACAACAAUAAUAUUCUUAUCUUAAAUGAACUACAUGACCAAUCAAAUCAUGAAGAAAGGAAACGUCUUCCUAAAAUGUUGCAUUUUGUUAGAUUUGAUGUAGAUGUUAUUGCAACCAUCACUUUUGUAGACCUUACCAAUUUUUUAUGCAGAUUGGGUUUAUUUUUUUACCUUCACCUGUGAUACAAUUAGAAAUCUUUGUUGUAGAUCAGAUAUUGUACAUGAUAUACAUGUAUAUGUCAUAGUGUAUGCCGAGAAUUGAUCUUGUGAAUCAUUGAAUGUAGUUCUUCUUGAGAAAAUAUCAGAAUAGAAAUGGCUUGUAAACAUUAUUAAAUGUACUGUUAUGUGUCUGUGUGAUGUUGUUGUACAAUGUAUGUCAGUUCGUGCAGAUGUUGUCUUGUGUGUAUUCCUGUAACAGCCGACUUGAACUUCUCAAGAAGAUGUCUUAUAGGAAGAGUUUAGAUGCAGAAGCUGCUAAAAGCCAUUGUGAAUGAAAUUUUGUGAUAACUUUGGUAAAAUAAAGCCAACUACCACAGAUGUGAACACCAAAGCACUUCAUGGAAAAUCAAAAAAACCUAUUGAAACUCAAGUGUUAAAGAAACGUUUCUCACCUUUUGGCUCAAACUAUUAGAGUCACAGCAGUGUUUACUGCAAAAGACCUGAAGUGGAUUUAGUGGCAUUUCCAUCUGAACUCUUCAUGAAGUGCGGGGUUGACAAGUCAUUUCUCUCAGCAUGGAACGUUACUCUCCGACGGCAUACAUGAUGUAGGUUUCCUCUAAGGUCUCUCGUUUCUUCCUACAGACUUGUACAUGUACAUGUCUAGUCACAAAUUGGCCAGUAGACCCAGAGUGUGUAAUGUCACAGUUGACACUCUGCUCUCAACUCAAGGAUACAGAGACUAGAUGUCAUUAAUUCUACUUGACAGUCUCCAAGUGCCAUAAGACAGAAGCAACAAAGCCAUUAUCUUUUUUCAUUAAUCUCUGAAUAAUGAAUGUAAUGCAUGGUUUAGUUUUGUUUUGAUAGAAAUGAAUAAAUGACGAUACAUUAUGCAUACACAUA
This is a messenger RNA of Lineus longissimus, 2948 nucleotides long. RefSeq names its product probable hydrolase PNKD. NCBI's taxonomy places the organism in Eukaryota, Metazoa, Nemertea, Pilidiophora, Heteronemertea, Lineidae. Gene Ontology annotation, molecular function: hydroxyacylglutathione hydrolase activity. The coding region runs from base 91 to 1131 and encodes 346 amino acids. The record is from RefSeq and is a predicted model, not a curated record. Gene Ontology annotation, cellular component: mitochondrion. The transcript has 9 exons.